UCACAACACUGUCCGAAGAUCAAAACCGAACCCCAAAAUCACUCUAGUCCAACUGCAUUUUGUCAUCAUUCUGUUUCGCCACAAAGUCACGUGUUGUGACAUUGUGUUCACAUGACUCCAUCUUCUAGCCAAUUGGAUGCCACCUUUCAAUCUGAGUUAACCAAGAGGAAAGGGAAAAAAUAAUUUUCCCUUUGCCUGUCGUUCGGUUUUUAUUAAUCUUUUCGCAAACGUCGAAAGUGGUGGCCAUCUGCUUCCAGUAGCACCAAAGGUGACUGUGUGGUGACCACUGGCCCCUGCAUUUUUGAACUGCUCCUGUAAGAUCCUAAGUCAUUCACCCAAUCCUAUAUCCUCACCAUGGAGCCCAACAAAGUGCAGUCUGAAGGAGGGCUCAAUGUCACUCUAACUAUUAGGCUCCUAAUGCACGGCAAGGAGGUUGGCAGCAUCAUAGGCAAGAAAGGGGAAACUGUGAAGAAGAUGCGUGAGGAAAGUAGUGCACGCAUAAAUAUUUCAGAGGGGAACUGCCCAGAGAGGAUAGUUACCAUCACAGGACCCACAGAUGCCAUAUUCAAGGCCUUCGCCAUGAUCGCAUACAAGUUUGAAGAAGAUAUCAUUAACUCUAUGAGCAACAGCCAGGCCACAAGUAAGCCUCCAGUGACCUUGCGCUUAGUGGUGCCGGCCAGUCAGUGUGGCUCUCUAAUUGGGAAGGGGGGCUCCAAGAUCAAGGAGAUGAGGGAGUCUACAGGGGCUCAGGUGCAAGUGGCUGGAGACAUGCUGCCCAAUUCCACUGAACGUGCAGUCACGAUCUCAGGUGCUCCAGAGGCCAUUAUCCAGUGUGUGAAGCAGAUCUGUGUGGUCAUGUUGGAGUCCCCACCCAAAGGUGCUACAAUUCCAUACAGGCCGAAGCCUGCCACUGCACCAGUCAUUUUCUCUGGGGGCCAGGUAAGAGCAGACACACUGACAGCUCCGGCCACAGCCAACCUCAGCUUGUUACUGCAGCAUCAGCCUCUGCCUACCUACACCAUUCAGGGACAAUAUGCCAUUCCACACCCAGACCAGUUGACAAAGCUUCAUCAGCUGGCUAUGCAGCAAACCCCCUUUACCUCCCUCGGACAGACCACCCCCGCUUUCCCUGGUGUGGAUGCCAGUUCACAGGCCAGUACUCAUGAACUCACCAUUCCAAAUGAUCUAAUAGGCUGCAUAAUCGGACGUCAGGGCACCAAAAUUAAUGAAAUCCGUCAGAUGUCUGGGGCUCAGAUCAAAAUUGCUAAUGCCAUGGAGGGGUCAUCAGACCGUCAGAUCACCAUUACGGGAACACCUGCCAACAUCAGCCUGGCACAGUACCUCAUAAAUGCCAGGUUCAGAGAUGUGGCAGCCAUGUGGACUGACCCUUCGACCAUGACAACCUCCUGAAGUCACAUUAUGCUCUGUUUAGAUGUUCUGUUCUUGAAUUGUUUUGGGCCUCAUUAGUUUUCGUAAAACCUGGGAAUUAUAGUUUGUUCUUCAGGAUUUUUGAAUUGCAUUUAGUGUAAUUCAGACAGUCAAUUCAAUCAUUCCAGAAAAAAAAAAAGCUUCACCCGAAAGGAGCCUGUUUUUAUUAUCUACACUGAAAGUUCUCUUCAGUCUAAAAUAUUAUAAUAAGCAACAUGUAUUUAGGUAAUUUUGGAACUGUGUUUGUGUACAAUAAUAUGAUGAAUUGUCUUAUUAAUUAGAUAUAGUUUAGAGUUUUAGCACUGAAACUUAGCAUGCUGAAUGUCUAGCAGUUGUUAUUGCUCUUAUUUAUUUAAAUUAACUGCUUUCUCAAUAUUUUACGGUAUAUUAAAAAUGUAUUCAAGUUAUCAUUCAUGUAAUGUGAGCAAUAAAUUGUAUUAAAAUGCGCUUUAUUUAACUUCCAUAAGUGGCAAAACAGGCUGUCAUAAAUGUUGUGAUUUUAGAAAAAGAGAAAACUGAUUUCCAAUUAAUUUUAAUUAUGAAACGAAACUGUUUUACAGUGAGGAUGACACCAGUGUAAAUUCAUUGUCAGUUUAUAAUUUAUAACACACAAUAUAUUU
Messenger RNA from Rhinichthys klamathensis goyatoka, 2048 nucleotides. RefSeq names its product poly(rC)-binding protein 3. Gene Ontology annotation, biological process: regulation of RNA metabolic process; regulation of gene expression. The transcript is spliced from 13 exons. Gene Ontology annotation, cellular component: nucleus; cytoplasm. Gene Ontology annotation, molecular function: mRNA binding. Lineage: Eukaryota; Metazoa; Chordata; Actinopteri; Cypriniformes; Leuciscidae. The coding region runs from base 355 to 1410 and encodes 351 amino acids. The record is from RefSeq and is a predicted model, not a curated record.